Molecule: messenger RNA, 3572 nt
Organism: Planococcus citri (citrus mealybug)
Lineage: Eukaryota; Metazoa; Arthropoda; Insecta; Hemiptera; Pseudococcidae
Product: WD repeat-containing protein 44
Exons: 9
Coding region: 161-3145 (994 amino acids)
Molecular function (GO): protein binding
Source: RefSeq, a predicted model, not a curated record
AAAUUUGUUAUCUUGGUGAACGUAAUUCAGGAAAAAUGAAAAUUUUUGAUGUAUUUUUCUGUUUUUCUGCAACGUAAAUCGUCUGUAAAUUUAUUAUGUUUUUCAAUUUAUCGCUUUGCUAGUAUUUCAAUAAAUUUCCGUCAUCUUGUACAACUUCAUAAUGUCCAGUAGCAGCGAUAAUGAAGAAUUUUUCGACGCUGAAGAAAGCAAUAGUAGCCCAGUAACCAAAAAAGAAAACGAACAGCAGCAAAAUGUCUUCGUUAAACCUGCUCGACGAUCAACUAAGUUAUCAUCGGAUUCUGAAUUCACCUCGGACCUAACUUUAAGGCCUUCUCAUUCUGCUAAAGAUGCCAAUAAAAAGGAUGCGUUGAGUAAUAAUCAAAAAGACAAAAACAGCUGGAACAAAUUUAAGGAGUUACGUCAACGUAUGCAAAACGAAGAAGAAGACGGCGCAGUCAGUAAUAACUCUCCUGUGGACAGUCAAGUAUCUUCAGUUGACGAUGUGUUCACUGGUCCUUCGAAUAAAAUGUUACAUCCAUUCAGAGUCAUAGAACACGAUACGCUUUCGGUACAGAGUAUGACAUCUUUAGGACGUGUGGGACGUAUACUUAGCGGAAAUUCGGAACAAAUUACAGUUGAUAAUCGUGAAGAACAACCUGCUACAGUUACCGGUUCAACGGAUACUCUAAUUGAAAACACGGCUCCAUCGGAGAAAGUGAAACCAACUCGAAAACCAUCUGUGGAAAAAAUCGAAGAAACACCCCAAGACUCGUCGUCCUCUUCUUUACCCAAAUUACAAGAGCCAGAUGUGAUAGCCAGUACAAAGAAUUCGAAUUCCUUUAUUCGUCCGGAAACGCCACCUUCGCAGUCUACUUCGGAACCAGCGCCGGUCGCUCCUCCUAGACGUAAAAAGAAGCUCAAAGCUGCUCUACAGCAAUCGGUGACUGUGCCUUUGCAACGUUCAGAAUCUGUUUCAAUUGCUUCGAGCAAGGAGAACAUUCCUAUGUAUAAUUCCCAAACAACUAUUGAAAAUUUAACCAAAGAAUUAGAACAUUCAUUAGAUAUAAAAUUGGCUUCGAAAGGAGAAUAUGUCGUUAAACCUCAGGAUGAUGAAAGUAAACGAGCAGAAAGUAUCGAUAGCCCAAACGAAGUUUACGAACCUUCUAAAAAUAAAUUUUCUGCUUGCUGUGGAAGUGGCACCUACCCCUUACCAAACUCUAAUUGUAGCUCUAGUCUGGCAAGAAAUAGCAGCACGUAUCCGUUAUCUUCUGCGAGUAGCCAUAGUGUUGGUGGCACAAGAGCUGGACUAGGUUUAAGAUUCGGCGUCAGCCCACAACGCAAUAAAGAACGACGGAAAAGCACCGGCGACGAGAACUCGAUCCCUCAACAGUUGAAUAUGUUUGUAAGAACACGAACCGAUUCCGGAAAACAGCUCACUGAUAUGGAAAUAUUAGAACAAGUUACGGUAUUGAAUUUAGAUACCGGAGAACGAGUUCCAUUGAGCAUAGCUGAAGACAAAUUACCCCAGUGCAUGAAUCCUUUAUCCCUUCACAUAAUGCGUCUAACAUCCGAAUACGUCAGCAAUUCGAGUCUAGAGAAAAGGAAAGAAUCCGACGAAGAAAGUAUAGAUAGUAAAAAAUCAUUCGCCACUACUACAGACGGCGAUCAAGAUUCGGUAACUGUGAUGAAACGAACCGCUAAAUUAAAACGAUUCCUCGGCUCAACUGUUCGUAAGACUGUCAGCAAAGCUAAAACUAUCGCUCAAGAAGUAUCGCAUGUUCGCCACAAAGAAGACAUUACAGAUAUUCGUGACGACGUUAACCAACAAAAUGAACCCUUCAAAUUACGUGCAUCGAAUAGUCAUAAAGGUCCCUUUGAAUUUUUAGCCCUACAGCAUGUCCAGGAAUUCAGCGGAGAACACGUUGGUCCGGUCUGGUGUAUGAAAUUCUCAUCUUGCGGAAGAUUGUUAGCUACCGCGGGACAAGAUCGUAUCUUGAGAAUUUGGGUAAUACGCAGCGCGUAUACUUACUUUCAAGAGAUGAGAACCAAGUACAACGCGGAAAAAUCAUCGCCAACUCCGUCGCAAGAAUCUUUAGUGUCUCAACAUUCCGUCGAUGAUCCGAAUUCAACCUUAGGCGAAGGUGCUGGAUCAUCCGGAGCCGACGAAAAUACUCCUUUUAUGCCGAAACCAUUUUGCACGUAUACUGGUCAUACUUCGGACUUAUUAGACGUAUCUUGGUCUAAAAAUUAUUUCGUUCUUUCGUCCUCGAUGGAUAAAACUGUUCGUUUAUGGCAUAUUUCUAGAAAAGAAUGUUUGUGUUGUUUUCAACAUAUCGAUUUCGUUACCGCCAUUUGUUUCUUACCGAAAGACGAUAGAUAUUUUUUGAGUGGCUCCUUGGAUGGCAAACUCAGACUGUGGAACAUUCCCGAUAAAAAGGUAGCCGUGUGGACGGAAAUUGAUGGUUCGACUAAAUUAAUUACUGCGGCUAAUUUUUGCCAAAAUGGAAAAUUCGCCGUUGUUGGAUCGUACGACGGACGAUGUAUAUUUUAUAACACCGACCAGCUUCGAUAUCAUACCCAAAUUCACGUUCGUUCAACUCGAGGAAAAAAUUCCAGAGGUCGUAAAAUCAGCGGAAUAGAACCGAUGCCUGGCGAAGAUAAGAUUUUAGUCACUUCGAACGAUAGUAGAAUUCGAUUGUACGAUUUAAUCGACUUGAAUUUAUCUUGUAAAUAUAAAGGAUAUGUCAACGUAAGCAGUCAAAUUAAAGCAAGUUUCAGCCACGAUGGUAAAUUCAUCGUAUGCGGAUCAGAAAACCAAAGCAUUUAUAUAUGGAAAACCCACCACGACUAUUCGAAAUUCCCAUCUGUCCGAAGAGAUCGAAACGAUUUCUGGGAAGGUAUCAAAGCUCACAAUGCGGUCGUUACUUGCGCAAUUUUCGCUCCCAAUCCGAGUGUAAUUAUUCAACAGCUGGAAGAAAAAAAGAAAGAAGCUGAAGCGCAAAGCGACGAUCCUUUAUUAUCUCAGCAUACCCAAGGAGCGCAAGGAUACGUUUUAGUGAGCGCCGAUUUCAAUGGUUGUAUUAGAGUUUUCUUAAAUAAAACCAAACCGAAGCAUAGCUCAUUGCCCGCGUCGGCUUUAGCUUAAAUUUCUAUUCGUGUGGGGAUUUGUUUCACUAGUCAUCGUCGUAGAAAAGUGUACUUUUAAUUUUACCAAAGACGAGGAGGGAAAUGGGUUAAUUUUAACUAUCUAUUUUCGUUUUACUGGUGCGGAAUAUUUUACUUUUAAAUUUUCAAUUGUGUAUUUUAUUUCUAUUUUAUAAAAUUAACUAAGUUUAACACGAUUGUCGGCCUAUCGAACAAUUCAACUGUUUCAAUUUUUAAAAUAUUUUUAUAGUCGAGUUCCAUUAUGUUAUAAGAACGUGGUAAUUUUAGCGUAUUUAUAAUUUUUGAGCUUCCGAUUUAUUCUGUUUUUAACAUUGUAAAACCCGUAUUAAAAAUGUGUUACCAUAAUAUUUAUUUUGUUAUUCGAAAAGGUGUAAUUAUUGGGAGAAUUAAAUAAAUAUGCACAUAAU